AAAUGAAAAUGACUAUAGGGCAAAUGAUUUAUAGCCCAAAUCGUGAACCUAAUGAGCCCAAUGGAACCAAUAGCAGCUCUCUCGAUCCAGGAUCGAGUAGCAUGGAAUGUGCUUCUCGCUCAUACCGAUUCGUUGCACUCGGUAAACAUCUGCUUAUGCGCCACUUUUGUUGCUUAACUAAUCGCGCCUGUUUUCGACUAGAAAUGGCGAACUUAGCAGUCUUCGUUCUUUAAUUGUCUACGGAAAUCAAAGUUUAUAACUGCAACGGUCGGCACGUGAGGUGUUUGUAAAAAUUUCCACCUGAAUUCCUUCAAUUGCAUCUUCAUCUACUGAAAGAAACUCGAGCACCAUACACUUCUGAGGUGAAUAUGGGUUACAGAUAUUGUAAUGAUGGAGUAUUGGAGAGGUGUUCUAAAGGUUCCGGUGGAUCCAACCAGCAGAAGUUACUGCAGAGUUGGCGUGUCUCUCUGCCUCUCACCAAGUUCCAAAUCAUUAGCUGUACCUUCUGCAAAUGCCAUCUUCUUUUCUGGGGAUAGAGUUGAAGGGACCAGGAAUCCUAUGAUUGAGAGGCUAUCUAAUCUGCAGAAAGUUGCUGAAAUUCUGGUCUCUAAAUUUGGCGGUUCUGUUAAUGCUUGGGUUAUUGAGGCUUCCAUUUUCAAUGGGCCUUUCGCCGUUUAUAGAGAUUUAAUUCCAUCAGUAAAUCGGUGGGGGGAACCAAAAUCUUACAGCCCAGCUGGAUUCCCUGCUUCUACCUCAACCAUCUCUCUCUUAUCAAAUUGCCUAAAAGAGGCAAAAAAGGUCAUUUCAACAAAAGAGAAAGAGCCAUUGACCACCAGAGUAUCAUCUUCAUCUUCUUAUGAGCCCAAAACAUACAUCCUUGGAUUUAGUAAAGGCGGCACUGUACUUAACCAGCUAGUAGCUGAACUGAGCAUUUCAGAAGUAAAAUCAAAUUCAAAGGAAAAACAUAGGAGCAGGGAAUCUUCUGAAGACGAUUUCCAAAUCAUACCACAUAGUAAAGAAAGCCUUCUAAACAGCAUCACAGAGAUCCAUUACGUGGAUGUGGGUUUAAACUCUGCGGGUGCAUAUAUAACUGACCAUAAUGUGAUUGAAAGAAUAUCCAAACGUCUCAUGCAAGGAGCUCCAGGAAUUCGUUUUGUCCUUCAUGGAACACCGAGGCAAUGGUGUGAUAGCAGGCGAGUUUUGAUACGUAAUGAAAAAGACAAAUUGGUUAAUCUGCUCGUGUCCGAAGCUCAAAAGAGUGAAGGGAAACUAGAGGUGUGUGAGAAAUUAUAUUUUGCUGAUAGAACUCCAGAUCUGCCGAUGCACUUCGAAAUUAUUGAAAGUAUGGAGGUUAGGUGAGUGUUGAUUUGCAAAUUUUGGUUGGCACUCUUAAUGCUGUAAUUAUACAUGCAACUUGAGGAAAAUAUGAUGAGAUCCAAUUUGUUCUGUGCA
Hevea brasiliensis (rubber tree) is the source of this 1452-nucleotide messenger RNA. RefSeq lists its product as uncharacterized. Gene Ontology annotation, cellular component: mitochondrion. The record is from RefSeq and is a predicted model, not a curated record. Bases 388 to 1359 code for a protein of 323 amino acids. Lineage: Eukaryota; Viridiplantae; Streptophyta; Magnoliopsida; Malpighiales; Euphorbiaceae. The transcript has 4 exons.